Molecule: messenger RNA, 3602 nt
Organism: Austrofundulus limnaeus
Lineage: Eukaryota; Metazoa; Chordata; Actinopteri; Cyprinodontiformes; Rivulidae
Product: dnaJ homolog subfamily C member 11
Biological process (GO): cristae formation
Source: RefSeq, a predicted model, not a curated record
CUUCCAGAACACAGAGUAGGUGGGCGGUGUCAGUGUGCUGUAAGGCAAACAUGGCGGCGACUACAGAAGAUGAUAUUGAGUGUAAUACUCAGGACUACUAUUCGCUGCUCAACGUGAGGAAGGAGGCAACAUUGGAGGAGGUGAAAUCAUCAUACCGCAGGCUUUGUAUGCUCUAUCAUCCAGACAAGCAUCGAGACCCCGAGUUGAAAAGACAAGCAGAGCAACUCUUCAACCAGGUUCACCAGGCCUAUGAAGUGCUGAGCGAUGCCCACUCCAGAGCCAUCUACGACCUGUUUGGGAAGAAAGGGCUGGAGGUGGAAGGCUGGGAGGUGGUGGAGAGGAAGAGGACGCCGGCAGAAAUCCGAGAGGAGUACGAAAGGCUGCAGAGAGAAAGGGACGAGAGGAGGCUGCAGCAACGAACAAACCCCAAGGGCACCAUAAGUGUAGGUGUGGAUGCGACAGAUCUGUUCGACCGCUACGAUGAUGACUUCGAGGAGAUGCCAGGAGGAGGCUUUCCUCACAUAGAGAUCAACAAGAUGCGCAUUUCCCAGUCUAUAGAGGCUCCUUUGACAAAUACAGACACAGCGAUGUUGUCUGGCUCACUUUCUACCCACAAUGGGAGUGGAUGGGGGAACAUUAACAUGACCGUACGCCGAGUUUUGUCACCCAAAGGCUGGGGGGAGGUGGAGUUCGACGCAGGAGAUGUUUUGGGGCCUCUGCUUGGGUUAAAAGGGUUCUGUAAUAUUACUCCACGGUGUUUCCUCACGGCCCAGUGCAACCUGCGGUUCUCCCCUCGAGGCUUGAGGCAGAGCUGCUCCCUGAUGACGGCGCGGCGCCUGGACCAGAACACCAUGGGUUACCUUCAGUGGCGCUGGGGGCUCAACAGCACCAUGACCACCAGCCUGGUCCGAGACACGAAGACCAGCCACUUCGGUUUAGAUCUGCAGCUGGGUGUGCCUCACUCCUACCUGAUGAUGAGCUACAAGUACAAGUUCCAGGACGAAGACAAGACCGAAGUGAAAGGCUCUCUCAAGACCGGCUGGUUUGGCACCGUGGUCGAGUACGGAGCGGAGAGGAAGAUCAGCCGACAUAGUGUUCUGUCAGCCACCGUCAGUAUCGGCGUCCCGCAGGGAGUCACUCUCAAGAUCAAGUUGGCGCGUGCUAGUCAGACCUACCUGUUUCCAGUCCACCUGACAGACCAGCUGCUGCCCAGUGCGGUCUUCUACGCCACUGUGGGGCCUCUUCUGGUCUACAUGGUCGUCCACAGACUGAUCAUAAUCCCGUACACAAAAGCUCAAAAGGAGCAGUCUGAUUAUCCUUAACGCCUGGUAUGGAAAGUUUGUGUCCGACACCAGCCAGAAGCAGGACAAAGCCAAGGUGAUCGACGUCACUGUGCCGCUGCAGUGCCUGGUCAAAGACUCCAAACUCAUCCUCACCGAGGCGUCUAAGGCGGGGCUGCCGGGCUUUUACGACCCCUGUGUCGGAGAGGAGAAGAGCCUAAAACUGCUGUACCAGUUCCGAGGCGUCAUGCACCAGGUCAUUUCUGCAGACGCCGAGCCGCUGCGGGUACCCAAGCAAUCUCACAGGAUCGAAUCUGAGUCCUAGGAGCCUGUUGCUGCAGCAGAAAUGAAGAUGAGACGAACUUUGUGUCCACAGAAAACUGAACGGGACAAAUCAGCACUCCCAUUUGUCUCUUCCCUCCGUCGUCGUAUUUGUGAACGUGUCUGACGAGUCCGCCCACUCCUUCCCUUCCCCCAGAGGCCGAUUCUCAGGUCCAGCUGCUCGUCGGCUUCUCCUGACAGACCUGCUCACAUGUCCGUCUGCUGCAGGAGAUCGGCGCUGGUCCAGAACUUAGUUUUCUGUCUGAGGUGGCUGAUCGUCACCACAAGCGUGAUGAUUUUCCCUCGGUAAGGAGCUCAACAUGGACGAUCCCUGAUAUUCAUGUAAUCAAGAAGCUGUAACUUGUGUUGUGCAUCACCCUAAUAGAUUAGAGAAGUUAAACAUUAAAGGGAUAGUUUGGAUCUUUUGAAGRGGGCUUCUGUGGAAAAGUUAUAAACAACCAGCUUCCUAUUAAUAUAAACUCUAGAAAAAUGUGAAAAACGAUGGUCUUAACACAACUUAAAGCUAAAAAAAAWUUUCAUUUCUGACCAUUCAACAAUAUUACAUUCCUGCCAGAACUAACCCAGAACUGUACUGUCGGUGGAGCUCUCCAAUCCAUUUUAAUCUUGCUUAUCAAUCCAGUCAGAAUAAAUAAUUUCUCCAAAAUGACGUUCUCCAAAGCACUAUCUGCAGCAGGUAAGAUAAUAAGUGUUCAUAAUUUUUCCACAGAUCAAAAUCUGAACUAUCUCUAGGUGAAGGUUUCUGGUAACACUAUGCAGGCCAAGAGUCAGAAAGCCUGAACCUAACUAGGAUUAAAAAAUGCAUCUUCUCUUAAUUUGCAAUCUAUUUUUGUGACACGGCUGCUGCUCUUCAUGGUGCCAGUCGCUGUUUGUGAGUGUAAACUAAAUUUAGCUGUAGAGGUUUUAAAGGGAGGAGGAAAAGUUUAGAGUUGUCUUCUGGUAGUUGUGAUCCAACUAAAUGCAGACCAGCUUUAAUGCUUCACUUAGCUUUUUUUAAAUACAGUUAAACACACACAAAAAGCUAAAAUCCAACUUGGAUUUAACCUGAGUUUAUUGAUCAUCUCUGAGGAAGUGAUGCUGAAUCUGAAUGAUUUAUUUUGGUAAAAUGAAUAGACGACUAGAAGUCGGCACAAAGACAUCAGUAACAGAUUUAAAACUUAAAACGAUUAUAUUAAAGUAAAUGUUUYCAGCAAAUAUCAAAAAACUAUGAAAACUGCUACUUUACCGCUAAAGGAAGUCUCUGCAGUAAACCUGUUUAUUCUCAUAUUGUGUUACUGUAACACAGCAGAACCUCGGAGUCUUUUAGUGGUUAAUUCACACACGGUUUGACCUCUGCUGGAACUACUUUCUCAGCAGAAUAGUACURGAAACACUAAACUGCUGAUGAGCAAUCAAGUGUCGUAGCACUUAAAGAUUUUAAUUUCAGCUGCACAGUAAAGCUCUCAUUUAAGCCUAUUUAAUUAGAUUUUACUCCCUAUCUGAUUGGUCCAUCUGUCUGUAGAUGGAUUGCGCAAUAAUGAAGAGAUAGUUUCAUCUUAAGUUUUUUUUAUUUUUGGAGGGGGUAGACUUCAUAAUGAACUACGGGGAACCCUAAACAUUAUUAGGAGCACUAAAGUAGGUUAUAAGCUCUAUUUUAUAACUUGUAAAGGUUAUAUUUUGCACUAAAUGUAAGUAUAUCAGAUAUAUGAGUCUACUUAUCAUUAAAAUGGUGCUGAUCACUUUAAUUGUAGCGGUUUGCUUUAACUAAAGUAGAAACGGGGGGAGGAUCUGACUGAUCAUGUGUUGGAGCCACUACUGCAGCACCCAUUUGUCCCGCUACCUUUGUAAGGUGUUCGGUCAGAAUCUUCUGGUCCCUUCUGCCACCAUGAGGCGGGCCGAGUCUGCUCCCUGGUUUUACAUACCAAACUGACCCAUCGUGUGUUACUGUAUGACUGAAAGGAGCCUGAGCUCUGUCUUGUAAAGCCAAUAAAUGUGGAAUAAGAA